Messenger RNA from Micropterus salmoides (largemouth bass), 4805 nucleotides. It is a transcript of the gene nfil3-2, whose product is annotated as nuclear factor, interleukin 3 regulated, member 2. The coding region runs from base 767 to 2683 and encodes 638 amino acids. Gene Ontology annotation, biological process: circadian rhythm; regulation of DNA-templated transcription. Lineage: Eukaryota; Metazoa; Chordata; Actinopteri; Centrarchiformes; Centrarchidae. The record is from RefSeq and is a predicted model, not a curated record. Gene Ontology annotation, cellular component: nucleus. Gene Ontology annotation, molecular function: DNA-binding transcription factor activity; DNA binding. The transcript has 2 exons.
AUAAAGAGGGAAUAUCCCAUGGCAGUAUCGUUAAGUGUUAGGGUUAUGUUGUGAAGACUCUAAGCAGAGAUAUAGGCUAUUUAUACUCGGCUUCUUUUGGGUUAGUAGGCUAUUCAGACAACUGGAAAAAUCCCAUGCAGGCUCCAGAGGACACACUUCUCUCUCUCACGUGUAGCUGCUCUUUGUAAAGGUUAACGCGGUUGUGCUGCAGGUUAACCCUUUAGUAGGCUUGCAGUCUGAAGCAGCGCAACACAAUCCAGAGCACAGGGACGGGUGCGAUCCUCCGCGCAUGUGGACAGGUUUACAUAUUAUGCUUUGUUUACAACCUCGGCUCGGAUCGAAAGGAUGAAGAAUGGUGAAGUUCACGGGCUCUGGUGAGAGCAGCAGCUGCCAGCCUUUCAUCUUGCAGUCAACUGCAGAGAGAAGCGAGACAGACAGAGGGAGCGAGAGCGAGGCUCCCCAAGAGACGGGCACGCUGAGGUAGACGGGCCAACCUACAUCCUGCUGUUCGUGUGGAGAUCUAGGACACUGAACCAAAAACCUUCAAGUGGAUAAAUGAGGGUUGCUAAUGCUGAGAUACAGCUGUCCUUUAUCUUUUUGGACACUUGAGUCCCCUCUUGUCAUAACUACACUGAACCUGCAAUAAACAGACCAAGAACUCUGAGCGAAACCUUCAAAGGUCGUUUUCAUCACAACCCCCUCCUCUCCGUGACCUCUGACCCAAGUUGACCAAGAAUCAUUUCAAACUGGCUGCCAUUAGACAAGAAUGGAAAAUCUUACUUCUGCUCUAAAAACAUUAAACAAAAACUCAGGGAAUAACCUAAACUGCCUUGAGCCCUUCAGCGGUUAUGAAGAGUCUUCUUCGGUCCCGGGGAGUCCAACUCGCAUGGGGCGCCUCAUCAAGCCCAAACCCAAUAUGAGCUGCAGGCGAAAGCGUGAGUUCAUUUCUGAUGAGAAGAAGGAUGCCUCCUAUUGGGAGAAACGCCGCAAAAACAACGAGGCCGCCAAGCGCUCCCGGGAGAAGCGACGUCUCAAUGAUAUGGUUUUGGAGAACCGUGUCAUUGCACUGAAUGAUGAGAACGUGAGGCUCAAGACGGAGCUGCUCCAGCUGAAGCUGCGCUUCGGCCUUAUAAGCACCGCCUCCUACAUUGAAAAGAGCCAGCAGAUAGGUGGAGGCAACAACACAGGAAAUGGAGGCUCAUCCUCCUCCUCUUCCACUCAGUACUACUCCAGCAGUUACUCUAGCGGUUCUCAGGUGAUGAUGAACUCUGAUUCCUCAGAAACUGAGCAGUCAGGACGCAGUGAGGGCCACAGGCAGCUGGUGAAAUACUCCCCACGUGGCUCCCUCUCUGACAUGUCUGACGGCUCCUCCAGGGACAGCCCUGAGCCAGUUCCCUUUGAGAUCAAACAGGAAGGUGACAGGCUGGAGAUGGACAUUGCCAAUGGCACCACCACCCAGAUCAUGUUCAACAUCCACCGUGGUCUAGCCUCUGUGCCCACUCACCACCAGAUCCAGCAGCAUUCUCAGGAGCUGGAGGCGGCAUAUCACACCCAACAGCAGCAGCAGCAGCAGCAGCAGCAGCAGCAGCAGCAGCAGCACCACCACCACAAACAACAAACCCAUCUGGAGUCUGUUACUGCUAUCAACACUGUCAGUCAGCCUGCCCCUCAACCACCUGCUGCCCAGAGGAGCGUCAUUCUGUAUGGCUCCAGCAGUGCCUCCUAUCCUGUGGAUGCCCUGACGAGGACUCAUGACAUCGAUCUGCAGGCAGCCCAGAAGCAGAGCAGCGGCAGCAGCCAGACACGUGUCAGCCGACUGUCCCAGUCCAUUACAGAGAGCUCCACAGAGACACUGGCUGAGGUGACAAAACAGCUGGAGAGGAAGACAUUAGACUCCCCUCCAUAUGAGCUCUCAGACAGCCAUAAUGAGGCAGGAGAGAGACAGGUGUACAGAGUUUGCCAACUCCCCCAACAGCACCAGCAGCAGGAGCAGCACCAGCACCAGCAAGACACCAGCAAUUCGUCUGCAGAGCUCCUCCACAAACCAGUGGAGGGGGUCACCCACUCCCACCUGUACCACCAUCUCCAGCAGUCUCAUCAUUCGUACCUCAGUGUCCAAGACGAGGAGCCACCUGUGCUUACCUACGAGGGCGGGCCCAGGAGAGAGGCUUACUACCCAGGCCAAUCAAGCUCCUCUGGCAAGGACACCUCAUCCAGUGAUGGAGAUCCCCGCAGCUCUGACAAAGAGGCCUCCACGGAUGAUGAUGAGUCCCCCUCCUCGUCCUGCUCAGAUAUGGUCAGCUACCACAUCCAACAUCUUAACGGCUUCCACCAGCCUGCCUCGCCUCUGCCCUCCUCCCAGGCCUGCUCGCAGGCCCAGGGCCGGGAUCCCCAGGGGGAGGUGAAGGGCACAGCGUUGCCUCACAAACUCAGACUCAAACAUCGGGCCAUGAGCAGCGGCAGCAGUGGUGGCAACUGCUCUGGCCAGGAGUCCCCAACAACCCCUCCCUCUGCUACACCACCCCCCCUUCCCCAGCAUCCCUACUUGUCCCUCACGCCACAGCAGAACAUUAACAGAGAGGGCCAGGGUGGAGCCUAUAAACAGGCGGCCUCAGGGGAGGGCGCCAGGAAAGACAGUGGGAAAAAGGAGACAGGUGGACGACGAAACAAGAGGCGAGAUUAGGAGACCUACACUUAUAGAACUUGUCAAGACUUAAACAAAAGACAUUUGGUCUCUAAGAACUACCCUGCCAUCAUGCCUUUGCCCUAUAAUCAAAUCCCCUCCUAACGCCCUUGGGACAGGAAGCUGGGCUUUUCUACACCCCUACCCCGAAUAUCACCUAAAAGGCUGGACAUCUUGUAGGGCUGUAUCAUAUUUGCAUAUAUUGUACAGAUUUGUUGUUUCUUCUUCAUACUUACAGAAGCACUUUUGUUUAUGUGAUGAGAGGAGGAAUGGAACUGCCUACUUUUCUACCUUUGUCAUCCAACAACAUACAUCAGCAACAUCACUUACAAACAAGAAUGUAGGAAAAUGAGAAGUUUUGAGCUUUAUCAGUACUAUAAAUUUGGUACAUAUCUGACUGUAGACAAACAUACACAUGUAUGGCUAUCUGCCUUAAUUAAAAUCAAAUGCAAACAUACACUGGGGAUUUUCCCUCGACCAAAGAAGCGCCAACACCACCAACACUACAAAUAUUAAGUUCCAUACCUCUUCCCAGACCCUACCUCUACCAACCCAUACUCUCCCCAACCAUCUCCAUUAUUUCACAAAAGAUCGCCAUCACCUUUAUUUUUUAAGCACUUGGUUUGUAUAUUACUGUGUAUAUGAAUAUAUGUAUCUAUUAUAAAUAUAUAUUUUACAAAGAAAUUUGAAUACAAAUUCAACAAAAAAUGCCACCUACCUGCAAUGGUAAAAGAGGGUUUUGAAAGUGACCAUCCUAUUAUGAGUUGCAAUUACUGUACAGCCACAUUGUCCACUGUUGCUACAGGACCCAUUCAAAUUAAAACACCUUUCUCUUGAUUGUGAAGCUUUAGCAUUAAUAAUUUUUUAAUGCCCUGUUUACACAGAAAUGGCCGUCCAGUUUGGAGCGCCAACAGCACUGAAUGGAGAACAUGUUUUUUUUUCCUGAGGCAAGGGCCUCAUUAAAAUGUUUGGAUUUCUUAACCUUUAACCAGCCUUUAAAUAUUCGGUGGAAUUCACCAGCUGCAGGCUAUAAGCCUUUAGUUUAUUUGAGCUUUAUCAACCAUAUCUUGUUGUUGUUGUUGUUGUUGUUGUUGUUGUUGUUGUUCACUAGCCCAAUGUAUUUAUUUCCCUCUUCUCCACUCGCAUCACUGUAGAAAAGCCCACAGGAACAUAGACAGACAUUGUGUACAGACCUUUUUAGAUACAGGCCGCAGCCUUGAACUGUAAUGUCGGCAUGGGAUGCUUGGGGCAAAUGCAGGAGGAGUGAAGUCACUUUCAUGUAAACACACUACAGUGCACUGAGUUCUGAACAUGCUCCUCUGUGUUACCUAAGAACAGAGCCCUCCAUAGUUACUGUACAUUUACUGAUAUGAAAUGAGGUUUUGUAGUGUGACCAAGCAUGGCCCUUGAGGCUCAUAUUAGAUCCCAGACAAUUGAGUUAUUAUGAAAUAAAAGCUAAUGCGAAACCAAAUUUCUCUAACCCUCCAAUUGGUGCCAGCGUUAAAAUUCCCCGACAACAAUCUGAAUAAAUGAAGAAAAGGACGCCCCCUUGUUUCCAAUGUGAACCCAUUAUUCAUUACAGGGCUUAUUCAUCACUUUCCCGUGAAGCUCUGUUACUGGGCAGUGAUGAAUUGCCUGCACUGGAUCCUUGUUUAACAAAAGUCUAUGGUCCAUGUUUGGCCUUUUUGGUAGUUGUGUAUAAAUGUAAAGCCCCCCCCCCCCACCCUCGAACAACACUGUAAUGUUUAUUUCAUUGGUUUUAUAUCCUCUUUUUUUGUCAAGGUAUUUUCCUCUAUACUGUGUCUUUUUUCCUAUUGACUGUGAUGACUUGUAUUUGCCUCAUUCCUCUGCUCCCCUCUCGCCUUUUUUCAGUGUGUAUUAAUCAGUAAUGUUUGUGGUUUUGCUGAUGGUUAUAUGAAAAAGAAGGACAAAAAACAGGCAACGAUAGUGUGGUGUUUAGAGGUGGGUGGUGGUUGGUCUGGUUGGUCAUUACCAUAGCUUCCUUUUGACAUGAAUAUGUAUGUAAAGACAUUAAUGUUCAUUGUGGAAGAUGGGAGCAUUUCAAGACCGAAAAAUAAAAUAAAAAGAAUGUUGACCCUAUCAACAUAUCAUGGAAAGGAAA